AUGGGUUCAUGCAUAGGCAAUAAGCCAAGACCUAAAGAUAAUCCAGUUACAAUUCCAAAGAAGCUGAAUAUCAUUGAAUACAAUGCUAAACUUGAUAGGCUUGGCUCUGCACAACUUAAUCUGCUGAAAUUGAAAUUUAAAGAAGUUCAAACCGAUUCUGGAAUUGAUCUAAAAGGGUUUAGAAAAUUAUUACCUCUACUUAAAGAAUUUCCUGAAGAAAUAGUUGUGUCAUCAUUUAAAGUUUUUGAUAGUGAUUCGUCGGGGUAUAUUUCUUGGUACAAUUUAUGCGUAACUGUUUCUCAAUAUAUUGUAGGGCAUAGAGACGAAAAAUGUAAAUUCCUAUUUAAGGUCUUUGAUUUGAAAAAUAGUGAAAAAUUAGAUACAGAAGAGAUCAAAUUGCUUCAAAGAUAUUGUGAAAAUUUUAUAAAUCUCCCUAUUAAAAUUUUAAAAAAAAAUAUUUUAAAAUUUGGUAAAAUUAGUUUUUUUUUUAAAAAUAUAAUGUAAGAGAAAAUGACCAAUUUCCAAAAAAUAGUGAAUCAGUAUUAGACAUUUGUAUUAAUCAAAAAAAGCAGCUUAGCUUUGAAGAGUUCAAGAACUGGGCAUUAGAAAAUUUGGAGCUUCAUUUAGUACUGCAGCCUUUUGAAAUAAUUCCAUCACCAGUCAGUGAGAGAGAAAUCAUUCGGACCCUUCUAGCAGAAUCUGAAAAAACAGGCCGAAAAGAGGGAGACAUAUGAAACGUGAUUUCUGAAAAUGGUAUUAAUAUUGGCGAAGUUCCAAUUUUCUGGUCUCCCGACCGAAAAUUCCCUUGCAUAUUUUAUUAUCCAGCCAUGUCAGGGAAGCAAGAGCCAGGGGGGUUUCUUAUCGGACUCCUGGACCUAAAAAAUAAAAUUUACCAGAAGGUGCCACCUAAAUCAGGAGGUAGACUGUUACCUGAUGGACUCAGUAGCAGCCUGAGCUCAAAAAGAAUUUUCGAUGCCCAAACUUCUAUAUCGGAGUCCUCAUUGUGUAAAAGGUCAAGGUGUCCACACUUUGACGGGCUAGAGGAAUAUGGCAUGAAUGCUCUAGAGCAGUUUUGAAGGUAGGCAGCCUGGUGGCGGAUGUUAACUUAAAAAAUCUAAUAGCAUUGUAUCGAUUUCUGGAAACUGAUUUGAUGCUUGGAAAAGAUAUGUGAAUUUUACAGGAGAAGAGCAAAAAGACCCAGAAAUCGAAAGAGCGGCCUCUUUAAGAAUGAUCCGUUCAAGAAGUGUUGUGCAAGGAUCUCGACCUAUUGAAAUUGACAACCGUGAGCUUCAAGACCCAAACUGUGAGCUUAAGCUUUUUGAUGGUCUCAUAGCUGGCGACCAUUUUGAACUGAUCCCAAACUCCGCGUGAAAAGAGCUGCUAAGUUGGUAUGGAGGAGGCCCUGAAUUUAGCCGCGAAACCAUCUUACACAAUGGAAACCUAGAAAUCGAGCUUUAUCCACAAGUGUUUAAAAUUAUAGUUAAAAAAGCUGGACAGUCAAUAAAUAAAAAACCUACUUUUAUUUUAAUUUCAAAAAAGAAAAAAAUUAGUGACGUCUUGGAGACUUUUAAAGGAAAAUAUGCGGACGAUAUCAUGAAUUUGCUGCUUGUUGAUGGAGAUUCAAGAGAGCUGUUAGAUCCUCAAUGGGUUAUUGAAGAUAUAAGUUUUCCCAACAUAAGCCAAUGCAUAUUAGAAUUAGGAGAUAUAAGAAAUAGCAGCUUUUUCGCUGAAAAAGAAGAAAGAGGAGAUGCAUUUUUGGAAGGAGAUCCUGUGGAGUAUUAUGAUCAUGGCUAUUGGAUGCCAGGGACAUUAACUGAAAUAAAAGAUGAAGAAUUUGUUAUAGGAGGAGGAUGGAUGAAAAAAUCAAUUUCUAUUCCUUUAUAUGAAAAAUAUAGGCUCAGGAAGCCGAAUAGAAUCCAAAUUGAUAAUAAAACCCUUAAAGGUGCAACGGGAUUAGUCAAUAUAGGAAACACCUGCUUUAUGAACUCAAUUUUGCAGCCUAUUAGCAAUACUCCUUUAUUGAACCAUUUUUUCUCUUCAGAAGCCCACAUAAAGCACAUUAACCACGAUAACCCGGAUGGCUCUAAAGGAAAAAUUUCAUAUGAGCUGCAAAAUGUCCUCCAAGAGCUUUGAAAUGGUUCACAGCCUUCGUAUCGCCCGAAUUCUUUUUUAAACAUUUUUUCACAAAUUCAUUCACAAUUCCGUGGUUAUGAGCAGCAUGACAGCCAUGAGUUUUUACGAAUUCUUUUGGAUAGUCUACAUGAAGAUUUAAAUAGAAGGGUUGAAAAUAUUGAGCGACACCAAAUUCUUUCCUUAACUUAUCCCCCUUUAUAGCGAGUCAGAUUUUUUUGCUUGCUUUAAAGGGCUAUUUUUAUGCUAGAAUUAUUUAUAAUUUUUUUUCCAUAUUUUAAAAUCAAUAUUUGCAAAUAUUUUAAAAUAAAAAAUCUAAUUUAAUUUAUAAAUGCAUGUUUAAGAAUGCAAAUUUAUAUGUAAAAUAUUAAUAGAAUCAGCUAAUAUUAGUUAAUAUAGUCUUGCUCACUCUUAAAGGGGGAGUAAGCAAUCCCAGCCCACAAGAAGAAAAAAAAGCAAGCCAAGAACAAUGGGAAUUAUUACAAGGAUCCCGAGGUUCUGUAAUAUCAGAUUUAUGUGGAGGCCAAACCCGCAACGUAUUAAAAUGCGAAAAAUGCAACGACAUAACAACAUUAUUUGAAAUGUUUAUGGAUUUAAGCAUCCCACUGCCAAAUGAGCAAUCUGAGCUUUCUAUAAGAAUUACUGUCAUUUUAAGGCCUCCUAAUCCAAUUGUAAGAUAUAUUCUGAAACUAAAAAAAAAUUGCGAAAUUAGCGAUUUAUUUGAAAAAUUGAAUACAUUAACAGGAGUUUCGCCACAAAAUUUUUUAUUUGCGCAUGUAAAUCAUAGCUAUGCUGAUGAUUUGUUUUACCCCAAAAAUAUCAUGGAUUGUAUUUUAAAUGAUGAGUCUGAUCUUUAUGCUUUUGAAGUGAUUGACGAUAUUGAGCAAGCUGAAAUGGCAGGAAAAUUGACUCUGAAGAGGGAAAAUGUAGAAGGAUGAAGAAAACUGCUAAAGAAAGGCCAACAAAUUGAUGUGAAUUCAGCUGAGUAUGGCUGAAUUGAAGGCCAAAUUGCAGAUAUAAGAGGAAUACAAGUAGAAAUCCAUUUGAAUACAGAAAUUCCUAGCACUGUUUAAGAAAUAAAUGGUGGUAUUGACGGAAGAUGGACUCGAGGCACACUCCCCUAUGAAGCAGGUAGGGCCUGUCCCGAUGAAGCUGAAAAUAGUGUCUCUGUCAUUUUUGAAAUAGACCUCCGGUUUGGGAUGCCUGCCGAAGAGAUAAGUUUAUUUUAUCCCCCGGAGGUUUUUCCUAUCCAUUCCAGAUGGGCUAGACAGGUUUUGACUUUCACUUAGUCUUUGCUUAUCAGGGCUAGAGGUGGCUUAACCUAGGGAGCUAAUCCUUAAGUUAGGUGGCUUUACGCCAGAUAGGCAUGCUAAUGGUCUAUCCGCUUAUGGCCUUAUAAUUUUAACUUGACUUUACUUAGCACUGUUUGUCUAUCUAAAUUUGAUGAAUCUUUAGCCCCACUAAGAACACAUACCAAAAACGACAACAAAAUUAUCCAUUUGCUUAUAACUCACUCCAGAAAAGGCUUGCUUUCUUAUGAAUUUUUCGGAAUUCCUCAAGUUUUAUCAAUAGGAAACUGAUAUACAUGAAAAGACCUAAACAACCAGCUCGAUUUGCUAUGCAAAGAAGUGACCAUAAAGACUUAUUAUACAUCAAAAACCACUCCUUCCAAUUUAUCAUUUUUUCUAUUAAAAAACAGCGACAUGAAAUGCGCUCUCUGCACAAAAGAAAAAUGCCAAGGCUGCGAGUGCCCCAGAAACAACGACACAUUAAAAUGGAUUGAAAAAAACCAAAAAUCAGUCUUCGUGUGCAUUUUUUGGAGAAAUCCAGGACUCUACAAGUAUGUUAUCAUAAAAGAAAUAGAAGAUUUAGCUGUUUUUAGUAUUGACCAAUGCCUUGAAAAAUUCACGCAAACUGAAACGCUAGAAGCUAAAUGCGAAAAAUGCAGCCACGAUAAAAAGCAGUCUCAAAUUGAGAUAUGAAGAGUCCCUGACAUUUUGAUUGUCCAUUUAAAACGUUUCAGUUUUGACGGUAAUGGCUUUAAAAAGCUGUCAAACUUAGUAACUUUUCCUCUUACAUAUCUGGAUUUAUCAUCAAUAAUGGCAAACACAGAAAAUAAAACAGGAAUUACUAUAUCAACAACUAAAGAAAAUUACAUGUACGACCUAUUUGCAGUUGUAAAUCAUUCAGGUAGUGUGGAAGGUGGGCAUUAUACUUGCUUUUGCUUAAACGCAGAAAACGAGAAAAGGUGGCUUUAUUAUGAUGAUAAUUUAGUAUUUGAAGUCACAGGAGAUGUGGAAAAUGAAAUUAUUACAUCAAAAGCGUAUAUUCUUUUUUACAGGCGGCAGAGGUUUGCAUCAAGCAAUGUAGUUAACUUAUCUGCAAUAGAAACAAAUAAAGCAUAA
Messenger RNA from Blepharisma stoltei, 4535 nucleotides. The record is from the annotation of a GenBank genome assembly. Lineage: Eukaryota; Ciliophora; Heterotrichea; Heterotrichida; Blepharismidae.